This is a messenger RNA of Oreochromis niloticus (Nile tilapia), 2408 nucleotides long. It is a transcript of the gene dnai7, whose product is annotated as dynein axonemal intermediate chain 7. Gene Ontology annotation, molecular function: beta-tubulin binding; microtubule binding. The coding region runs from base 199 to 2268 and encodes 689 amino acids. Lineage: Eukaryota; Metazoa; Chordata; Actinopteri; Cichliformes; Cichlidae. The transcript is spliced from 15 exons. The record is from RefSeq and is a predicted model, not a curated record. Gene Ontology annotation, cellular component: axoneme.
AGUGGCCCAGCCCCUCCUAUAUUUUUAUGUAUGUGGCCCUCAAUGAAAAAAGUUUGGACACCCCUGGCCUAAACAGAAGAGACAGGUGUUGCAAUGGUCCAGUCAAAGUCCAGACAUCAGCUCAAUUAAAAUACUGUGGCAGGAUCUUAGCAGAGCUCUGCAUGAACAAAUACCUGCAAACCUCAAUGAACUGAAGCAAUGCUGAAAAGAGAAGGAGCCAAAAUUCAUCCAAAGGAAUGGGAGAGACUGAAAAAGCCCACAGGAAAACAUUAUUUCAAGUUAUUGCUGCUACAGAAGGCCAGUAAGCUGUCCAAGGCUCAGAGGGCAAAGCGGGAGCAAGAGGAGGAGGAGAGGAGACUUCGAGAGGAAGAGGAAGCCCGGAUCAGGGCAGAAAGAGAAGAACAGGAACGAGUGGAAAGAGAGAGAAAGCAGAAGGAAGUGGAAAGGCUUGAGCUAAAGGACCUAGACCGCAGAGAGGCCGAGUUGAAGGAACUGCACCAUCUACUGGAGGAGAAUCAUACUGCAGUAACCAAAUGGAAAACUGAAGCUGUGGAGAUAGCCAAGUGGGAGCGAUACAUGCGUUGCGACGGUGCACCAGACCCAGCAGUACAGAAAGAGAUGAAUACAUACAUGAGCCUAUGGAGAGAUGACCCUGAGGUCAACAUUACGCUUGUGCUCCAGCAGUGUAAUCUUGCUCUGCAGCUGGUAGAUGAGUUGGAAGAUCUCCUCAAAGAUAUUACAGAUCCCCAGGAGCGCCAGAAGUACCAGGAGGUUCUCAUAAAUUUGCAGGAGCUAAUUCACUCAAAACACCACCUUGCUACUGAAGAGAUCCUUAAGAGUGCCAGUGAAAAUGUCAGCACUGAGACAGGCAACAUGCAGACUGUGAUCAAAGAUGACAACAUUACACUGUGUCUCUGGGCCAACCUCAAUAAGAUUCCAAGGUUUAAGAGUGUCAGCUUCAGUGAGGCAGGCCUCAGCUUUGAGCUUCCCAAGCAGCUGGCUGUGAGUGACAUCGCUGUGCGCAUCCUCCACACCCGCUAUGACCACCCAUCUUCAUUAGCCAGGAUGACUCAUCUGAGAACACACACACCCAGCAACAGGGUCCACCCGGCGAUGCAGUCCACCCAAAGAAUGCACAUCUCACAGAGUGAAGCCAGUCUGUGGUCAAGGAGGAACAGUCCAGAGCCUGAAGAGAUCCAAGUGAGCCAUGUCCAAACACAGAUGGAAGCACUUGAUGUCAGGGAUCCGACUAGUCCCCCGGAGGAGCACACAGUGAUCAACCCUGUUGCCCAGGUGGUAGACUUGAUGGAGUACACACCUCUGGGUGGAGUAUUCUACUAUGAUGCGUUUCACCUCCCACCUCAAAUUCAAUAUGCCCAUGGCUGGAAAUUUGUACAGGUGUUGAGGACAGGUAUGCAGGUGUUCUCUUACCAGGCCGAGAAGUCCGGUUUGGAUGGCCACGAGGCUCUCCCCUGCCCCCUUGUUGGGGUGUCUGUGACACUGCCCGAAUCUGUUGUCUUCUUGGAAGCUCCACAAGUGGCUCGCUGGGAUGCUGCAGGUAAGCAGUGGAGGAUGGAUGGUAUCACCGACGUCUCCUAUGAUGAGUCUGAGGCCAAAAUCUCUUUCAAGAUGGACUCCUUCCAAGCGUUUGCGCUGAUGCAGAAAACCUAUGCCAACCUUCCUUUUGAGAGCUGGGAGCUCCGGCCACUGGGCCAGGACUCUGCUCUCUACACUGUCAACGGGGCGUUCAUGAACAUCAGCAUCACUAUUCAGGAUAAUAAAUGUAUGCUGCAAUCGGAGCAAGAGGGAGGGCUCUCUCACCUCAUAGGAAAGUGGAUGAGUGGCUCGGACCUGCAGAGGGCCAUGGUCGACGCUGGGGUCAACAUCUUUGUGAAUGAAUAUACGCACAAAUAUGUCAGCAGCACUGCCAAGUACAAAAAUUAUGAAAUGAUCUGUGUGGUUUCUGUCCUCUUCAGGACCCACUCACAGAGCAUGCUGCCUACGAACAGAUGGCCCUCUUUUCCUCUGCCUGUGCAUUCUCGUGGAGCAAGUGGAAUGCUAAAUGUGGAGCUGAGCAUCUGGUCAUGCAGGUGUGUGAGCACCACGAUCCCUCCCCUGUGCCUAAGGACUCAUGGAGUCUGUACCUUCUGGGAGCUCAGAGGAGUCGAAAGCUGGCAAUCACAGAAACAAGUGAAGCUUUUUCUCCCGAUCAUUAUCCUGGCAGCGAGUUUCACUCCACCUUCAUCCACUUGCUUCAGGACACCAUGAGUCCCGAUGGCAUCGCUCAGACCAGAAAUUCCUAUCAUUUGUUUGUCGACACAGUGCAGAGCCUGCUCUGUGCCACAAGACCCCUGAUGUAUUCAUAAUCCCAGUGAAAUAAAGUUAAAAAUGCACGACUAAAUACAACG